AGGUUCUGAGUGUAGCUGCGGGAGUGUGUGGCUGCUGCACGUGGGGCGCGGACCGAGGGUGAAGAAAAACAAGGGGGGCGGCAGCGGCGCGUGGCCAGCUCAGUGGUUCGUCCGCGCGUCUGCUGCACAGGGCCCGGUUCGGUUGGGUUUUGCGUGCAGAACAAAUCUAUGGUGCCUGUAGUGGCUAAGAUUCCCGCCGCUGCUGCCUCCCGGUGCUUCCCGGGGUGAUCUGUCACCAGGAGCAGUGUCGAAGACGCCGCUCACGGUGGGAACAUGAAUCUCCUACCUAAAAGCUCCAAGGAGUUUGGCUCUGCCGACUACUGGGAGAAGUUCUUCCAGCAGCGAGGGAAGACAGCUUUCGAGUGGUAUGGGACCUAUCUGGAGCUGUGCGAGGUGCUGCACAAAUACAUAAAGCCCAAGGAAAAGGUGCUUGUGAUCGGAUGUGGCAACUCAGAGCUCAGUGAACAACUCUAUGAUGUGGGCUAUCAGGAUAUCGUGAACAUCGACAUCAGCGAGGUUGUCAUCAAGCAGAUGAAGGAACGCAAUGGCAGCCGACGGCCCCACAUGAGUUUCCUGAAGAUGGACAUGACCCAGCUGGAGUUUCCUGACGCCACAUUCCAGGUGGUGUUGGACAAGGGCACGCUGGAUGCUGUCCUGACAGAUGAGGAGGAGGUGACCCUGCGUCAGGUGGACAGGAUGCUAGCUGAGGUUGGCCGUGUCCUGCAGGUGGGCGGUCGCUACCUCUGCAUCUCCCUGGCUCAGGCUCACAUCCUGAAGAAAGCAGUGGGCCACUUCUCUCGGGAGGGGUGGAUGGUGAGGGCACACCAAGUGGCCAGCAGCCAGGACCGGGUGUCUGAAGCCGAGCCCCGCUUCUCCCUGCCCGUCUUUGCCUUCGUCAUGACUAAGUUCAGGCCAGUCCCUGGCUCUGCCCUUCAGAUCUUUGAGCUGUGUACUCAGGAGCAGGGCAAGCCCGUAAGGCUGGAGAGUGCUGAUCAGCUGGCGGAGGCUGUGCGGGAGCGCCAGUACUAUGCUUGGCUGUGUAGUCAGCUGCGCCGCAAAGCCGGGCUGGGGAGUGUGUCCCUGGACUUGUGCAGUGGGGACACGGGGGAGCCACGCUACACCCUCCACGUGGUGGACAACCCCGCUGUGAAACCAUCGCGGGACAAUCAUUUUGCCAUUUUCAUCAUCCCCCAGGGUCGCGAGACCGAGUGGCUCUUUGGCAUGGAGGAGGGCCGGAAGCAGCUGGCAGCCAGUGCGGGCUUCAGGAGGUUGGUCACAGUGGCUCUCCACCGAGGCCAGCGGUAUGCUGGCAUGGAAAGCAUUCAAGCAGAGUUGUCAGCCAGAGUCAUGGAGCUGGCCCCGGCUGGGUUGCCUCCCCAGCAGCAGGUGCCCUUCCUGUCUGUGGGUGGGGACAUUGGGGUCCGGACUGUGCAGCACCAAGACCACAGUGCCUUGAGUGGUGACUAUGUUAUUGAGGAUGUGCAAGGGGAAGACAGAUGGUACUUUCGGCGGCUCAUCUUCCUCAGCAACAGGAACGUGGUGCAGUCGGAAGCCAGGCUGCUGAAGGAUACGUCUCACAGAGCCCAGAAGAAACGGAAAAAGGACAGGAAAAAACAGCGACCUGCUGAUACUUCUGAGGACUUCCCGCCUGCCCCAGGGCAGUCCAUCGAUAAGAGUUACCUGUGCUGUGAACACCAUAAAGCCAUGGUUGCUGGCCUUGCCCUGCUGAGAAACCCCGAGCUACUCUUAGAGACUCCACUGACAUUGCUGGUGGUGGGUCUGGGUGGAGGUAGCCUCCCUCUCUUCGUUCACGAUCAUUUCCCGAAGUCCCGCAUCGAUGCUGUUGAGAUUGACCCCACAAUGUUGGAAGUGGCCACUCAGUGGUUUGGCUUCUCACAGAGCGACCGGAUGAAGGUUCACAUUGCAGAUGGUCUUGACUACAUUACCAGCCUGGCAGGAGAAGCGCCGCCUCACUAUGAUGUGAUAAUGUUUGAUGUAGACAGUAAGGAUCCGACGCUGGGGAUGAGCUGUCCUCCCCCAGCAUUUGUGGACCAAGUUUUCCUGCAGAAGGUCAAAAGCAUCCUGUGUCACGACGGCGUCUUCAUCCUUAACCUCGUGUGUCGGGACGUGAGGUUAAAGGACUCAGUGCUGGCUGGACUCAAGGCAGCCUUCCCUCUCCUCUAUGUCCGGCGGAUUGAAGGCGAGGUGAAUGAAAUCCUGUUUUGUCAGCUGCAUCCAGAACAGAAACUUGCUACACCAGAGCUCCUGGAAAUGGCCCAGGUUUUGGAGCGGACCCUGCGGAAGCCUGGGCAGGGUUGGGAUGACACGUAUGUUCUGUCAGAUAUGCUGAAGACUGUGAAGAUUGUGUGAGCCCUGGGGCCAGGCAACUCAGCUUUCUGUCCAAACUGACUUGAACUCCUGGGCUGCUGGGAGCUAAAGCAUGACGCACAGGACUUUUAGACCUCAUGCUUUUGUUGGUCACAUAAUCAGCUACAUGCUUCCCACCUUUUGGGAUGGGAGGCAGCAUGGGGGUGAUGAUGAAAGCCGGGUGGUGGUAGCACAGGCCUUAAUCCCGGCACUUGAGAGGCAGAGGCAAAUGGAUCUUUAUAAGUUCAAGGCCAGUCUGAACUUACAAAGUGAGUUCAGGACAGCCAAGGCUACACAGAUAUUUAAUGUCUUCUCAAAGGUCAUAUGUUGAAAGCUGGCUCCCCAGCCCCCAUGGCUCCUUUGGAUGAUGGUAGAACUUGGGAGGAACUUUGUAGAAGGAAAUUGGGUCACUGGUGUGCCCUUGAAGGGCCCUUGGGACACUGGCCCGCCUCUUUGCCUUUUGGCUGCUGUCAAGUGAAGAACUCAUCCCCUCAUAUCUUCCCCUUCAUGAUGCCCUGCCUUACCACAGGCACAAGGACAGUGACUGGGUCUGGUCACUGCUAGCCUGGAACCUCCACACUAAGCCAAAUAAACUUUCUUUCUUGAAAGUUGGUUUAUCUCAAGUAUUUUUAUAGUAACUGAAAGAGGCAGUUUUCAGCUUCAUUUCCCACACAACGGACAUUUGUAUCACUGGGGACCCAUGCUCCCCAGCUGCUGGCCUUGUGCUCAGUCCCUCCUCUGAGUCCUCGGACACUCACUAGCUUUUGCAGAGGUUUUAUGUACACAGAGCCACUUCCUGUGUCCCAUCUUUCCCACUAAAGAAUGGUUUGGUGCUGGGUAUGGGGUGCCACACGCCUUUAGUCCCAGUGCUUGGGAGGCAGAGGCAGGUGGAUCUCCAUGAGUCUGAGGCCAGCCAAGGCACAGAGAAACGUUUGUCUCAACAAAUAAAACAAGAAUGAUUUGUUUUUGUAUUAAUGUCAGGCAAAUGACUAUGCAAAAUUUAAAGAACACGAUUCUUUACAUACACAUAUAAUGUUCUCAGAUUAUAUUUCCCCACCCCAUUAUUCUCUCAUCUUUCCUCUCAACAAACCCGUUUUUCCUACCAAAACUUUCUUCUUUUUUGGUAGGCCACUGCAUUUAAUUAGUGUUGCUUGUAUGACCAUGAGUGGAGUUUAUUUACUCAAGCAACAGCAACUUAGAGUGGGCACAGCCCUGUGGAGCCUUAUUUCUACCACCAACCCCACAAACAUUAACCAUACAGCUUCUUGGGAGGGGUGGGUCCUUGUGAGCCCUUCUUUGUAAGAGUUGUGCCUAACUUUGGGCAUAACAGGCACUGGGGAAGGAAAGUUGUGAACUUAAGACCACUAACAGAUUUUGAAGUGAUUUAGGCAUAACACAUGCUAAGGGAAACACCAUGCAGUGGCCCCUGUGGUUCUUGGAGCCCUGUAGAUCCACAGAAAGGUAUCCCUAGUGUGCCUAGGUUUUUAUGAUGAGUCCUAUAAUUCAGAAAUCGAAAGAUGGACCUCACUGGCUAAAACUGAGUUGUUAACAGAGUUGCAUACAGCAGUGCUGGAGACCGAAGAGCAGAGAGCCUCAUUCUGGUGACCACCUGCCUCGUUUUCUAACAUUUCCUAGCUUCUACAGGCCAACUGAACUAUAGGACUGUAUGGUAAUGUCUGAGUUCAUCUAAGCUCAGAGUAGCAUGCCACAAGCAGUCCUAGGAAGCUAAUCUGGGCUGGUUUAAAGGCCACUGAGGUUGAAGUCUACUCUGAUUGGACACACUCUGGGAACCAGGAACGAGUUGCUAUCAGUGGUCAGCAUUUUUACUGCCUGGUCGUAUGUCAACUUGACAUAAGCUAAGAGUCAUCAGAAAGGAGCCUUUGUUGAGGGAAUGCCUCAAUGAAAUUCAGCUGGAAAGCAUUUUCUCAAUUAGUGGUCAAUAGGGCCCAUUGUAGGUGGUGCCAUCCCUAGGUUGGUUGUCCUGGGUUCUAUAAGAAAGCAAGCCGAGCAAGCCAUUUCAAGCAAGCCAGUAAACACCCCUCCAUGUUAGCUUCUGCCUCCAAAUUCCUGCCCUGUUUGAGUUCCUGUCCUGACUUCCUUUGGUGAUGAACAGCAAUGUGGAAGUUUAAGCUGAAUAAACCCUUUUCUCCUCAA
Mus musculus (house mouse) is the source of this 4521-nucleotide messenger RNA. It is a transcript of the gene Mettl13, whose product is annotated as methyltransferase 13, eEF1A lysine and N-terminal methyltransferase. Gene Ontology annotation, cellular component: cytosol; nucleus; mitochondrion. Gene Ontology annotation, molecular function: protein-lysine N-methyltransferase activity. The record is from RefSeq and is marked validated. Bases 274 to 2370 code for a protein of 698 amino acids. The transcript is spliced from 8 exons. NCBI's taxonomy places the organism in Eukaryota, Metazoa, Chordata, Mammalia, Rodentia, Muridae.